CGCAGCCUGUUUGUUAUCCACAUGUCGUGUAGACGGCUUCACAUUAAAGGAAGAAGAUGAACAUUUCCACCAGGAUGUUUUAGGAACAGAUUUUCUCCGGCUGCAUCCUCCGUUCCUCUGUCCCGACAUGAGUCCGUCUCCCACCGUCCCCUCCUCCGUUGAAUAUGUCAAAGCUGCAGACGUCAAAGUCAUCGCCGCACUCGGAGACUCUUUAACUACAGCUGUUGGUGCCAACGGCUCCACCAUUCUGUCGAUACCUUUUGAAUUUCGCCAGGUGUCCUGGAGCAUCGGAGGAUUCAGAACUUAUCAACAUGUUAUCACACUGGCAAAUAUUUUUAAACUCUUCAAUCCCGACCUGCUGGGUCCAGCCCCCGUGGCGACCUUCCACGGUCUCCCAACGACGGUCAACGAGACCGGCUUCAACUUCGCCGUCACCGGCCACAACACGCUAAACGUCUCCGAUCAGAUUAGACACAUGAUCGACACGUUCAAGUCUUAUCCCGGUCUGAACUUUGAAGAGGACUGGAAGGUGGUGACGAUGAUGAUCGGCAUGAACGACAUCUGCGAUUACUGUAAAGACAAAACGCAGUUCUCCCCCGACCGCUUCAUUCACCACAUGACAAACGCUCUGGACAUGAUGAUGAAGGAGAUUCCCCGGACGAUCGUGAACGUGGUGCAGAUUCUUCCCAUGAAGCCUCUCAGAGAAGUUCAGAGACCCACUCUGGGCUGUCAGCUGCAAAAGAGAUUCUGCUCGUGUCUCGUUCAACCUGAAGAAAACUCCACUGAGCUGCAGGAGCUGGAGCAGAUUAACUUCAAAUUCCAGAGCAGAUUAGAGAAGCUUCUGCACGGCGAGCGUUUCUUCAAGAAGGACUUUGCUGUUGUUCUGCAACCUUAUUUAGAGAAGGCCGGACCUCCGAGACUUCCUGACGGGACGAUUGAUUUGAGCUUCUUCACGGCAGAUUGUUUCCACUUCACUGUUAAAGGACACGAGGAGCUGGCGAAGGGACUGUGGAACAACAUGUUCCAGCCUGAAGAAGGGAAAGAGAUAAUAAAGACAUUUUCAGAGCCAAUAAAACUCAUCUGCCCAACAAAGGAACAUCCUUACAUCUACACCCGAGUCGUGUCGUCUGCACAGAAACAUUCCUCCGUGACGCUGAUGUCUCUGCUCUUUGUGUUUAACUGUCUGUAGUUCAACAGACAGAGCGAGGCACUAACAUAAAAACAAACACUUCGGGAACUCUGACUUACGUUAGUGUGGUUAUUUUAAACUCUUCGGGUAAAAUAUUACAAUAUUUUGUACAUUCACAGAUAUAAAACAGAUUAUAUAACAUAUCUAGGAUUACAUAUUGAGAUUGGAACAGUCACAGAAAUAAGCGAAUUAAAAAGCCAAAUUAUCUUUUUUCAAAAUAAAAUGAAUAGAUAAUCAAAUAAAAUUGAUCCCCCAUGACUCACAAUUUAUCUUUGUGUCUUGUUGUUUAUAGACUCUUCAGAAUCACUAGAUAUUCCUGCAGCUUUUCUCUUAAAUUCAUAAUUUAAGUCAUUUAUUUUGUAAAAAUACAUCACCAGUAGACAUUUUCUGUACUGUAAUCAUUGUACUGACUUUUUUGGGUUGUGUUUACUUGUCUGGCACAUUUGUUUAUGUUGACACUGAAUUAAAAUGUAUAAUAUGUAACAUUUCCGCAUUACAAUGUGUAAAAACGACUA
Molecule: messenger RNA, 1704 nt
Organism: Cottoperca gobio
Lineage: Eukaryota; Metazoa; Chordata; Actinopteri; Perciformes; Bovichtidae
Product: phospholipase B1, membrane-associated
Exons: 16
Coding region: 128-1189 (353 amino acids)
Biological process (GO): phospholipid metabolic process
Cellular component (GO): brush border membrane
Molecular function (GO): phosphatidylcholine lysophospholipase A1 activity; A2-type glycerophospholipase activity; retinyl-palmitate esterase activity
Source: RefSeq, a predicted model, not a curated record